Messenger RNA from Pelodiscus sinensis (Chinese soft-shelled turtle), 1436 nucleotides. RefSeq names its product olfactory receptor 14C36-like. The record is from RefSeq and is a predicted model, not a curated record. Gene Ontology annotation, molecular function: G protein-coupled receptor activity; olfactory receptor activity. Gene Ontology annotation, biological process: G protein-coupled receptor signaling pathway. Gene Ontology annotation, cellular component: membrane. NCBI's taxonomy places the organism in Eukaryota, Metazoa, Chordata, Testudines, Trionychidae.
CAGAGGCAGACGGAUGUCCAUGUGGUGUGGCAAUGGAAUAUGACAUAUGACCUGCCAUGCAGGAUACUGAAUCACUGGAUGUCAUUUCCCCAGAAUGUGAUUUUCAGGCACUUUUGAUAUUUUAGCAUUUUAGUUUGAUGCCCGUGUCCAGAGCCUGCUGUUCAGAGGAAGAGGGGAUCUGUCCCAGCUAGAGCAGUUGUGUUGGGAUUGUGCUUUGCUCCAGCCUUCACACCACAUUUUAUCCAGCCAUGUCCUGACCCCGAUCCUCAGAUGGUGCAAACGGAUACAGCUCCAUGGACUGAACGGGAGCCAGGCCAAUAGACACCUGUGUGGUAACUCAUCACCCCACUGAGUCGCUGGGAAGGGCGCUGUGCAUCAUGGACACCUACAUCACAAGAGAUCACUGUGGGGAAUAGGGGCCGUUCUAUGUAUCUCUCGAAUCCCCACUCCUGUCUGUGCCCUUCUCUCCGCAGCCACCACACUGUGAACCGAAGAAGAAAAUGUCCAACCGAAGUACUGUGACCGAAUUCCUUCUCCGGGGGUUUUCUGAUGUCCGGGAGCUGCAGGUUUUGCACUUUGUGGUGUUCUUGGUGCUUUACCUGACAACCCUGAUGGGGAAUCUUCUCAUCAUCUCAGCCAUUGUCUUUGACCAUCGUCUUCACACCCCCAUGUAUUUCUUCCUGGGGAAUCUGGCCAUUAUUGACCUUGGCUCCAUCUCUGUCACCGUCCCCAAAUCCAUGACCAACUCCCUCCUGAACACUACAGUGAUUUCUUAUGCUGGGUGUGUCACGCAAGUCUUUCUCUAUUUCAUCUUUGGUGCAACUGAUGUUUCCUUGCUCACCAUCAUGGCCUAUGACCGGUACAUCGCCAUCUGCCAGCCGCUGCACUAUGAGAGAGUAAUGAACAGGAGAGCUUGUGUCCACAUGGCCACAAGUGCCUGGAUCACUGGUAUUGUGUACUCUGCCCUGCACACUGGGAACACCUUCAGAUUACUCUUCUGUCAGUCCAACGUCAUUAACCAGUUCUUCUGUGAAAUCCCCGCGCUACUGAAACUGGCCUGCUCUGACUCCUAUAGCAAUGAAGUUGGUGUCCUUGCCUUUAGUGUGUUUGUAGCUUUGAAUUGCUUUGCUUUAAUCAUUGUGUCGUAUGUUCAGAUCUUCAAAGCAGUGCUAAGAAUCCCCUCGGAGCAGGGUCGGCACAAAGCCUUCUCCACCUGCCUCCCCCACCUCGCUGUGGUCUCCUUGUUUCUUUGUACUGGGUCCUUUGCCUACCUGAAACCCACCUCUAGCUCAGAAUCAAAUCUGGAUCUUUUGGUGGGUGUUCUCUAUAUCGUGGUGCCUCCCAUGAUGAAUCCGGUCAUCUACAGUAUGAGGAACAAGGAGAUCAAAACUGCAUUGAAGAAACUUAUUGCGUGUAGGGUAUUCUCCAAGAAUUAA